Molecule: messenger RNA, 974 nt
Organism: Drosophila eugracilis
Lineage: Eukaryota; Metazoa; Arthropoda; Insecta; Diptera; Drosophilidae
Gene: EMC10
Product: ER membrane protein complex subunit 10
Exons: 4
Coding region: 132-815 (227 amino acids)
Cellular component (GO): EMC complex
Source: RefSeq, a predicted model, not a curated record
AGCUCAAUCAUUUUAGUAUGUUUCUUUAGACAUUAUAUGGUUAUAUGAGUAGUCAGAGUCGGCCACACUAUUCGUAACAUCCCUCGUACCAUUGGCAAAUUGAAAUAAAAAUUGACAUUUAUUAAGGAAAAAUGAAUUUGAAGUUUGAAUUUGUGCUCUGUCUUCUGUUGGGCGUAGUGUCUAGCAGCUGGGCAUUUUUGGACCAUGAUAGUUGGAUUACAAUUGAGCUGCAACACUCUCUGGCUGCCAACUCGGAUAGCUUUGGCUUCCGCGGGAAUGUGACUAUUCCAAGUCUCAAUUCCGGACUGGCUAAUGUGGAACAACCAUCUUUAAGUAAUGCCGAGCUUGGUUUGCUGAAGAAACUGGCUCUGCAAAAUGAGUUUUACCGCUUGAAGGCCACGGUGGUCUACUCGAAUGGCGCCAAGGCCCAAUUCAUCACUUCCAACAAGGCCUGCCGUCUGCUGCAAGCACAACUGAACGAUGUACUUUGGGUUUCGCUCGAUCCUUCUGGGUACGUUACCGGCAUCACUGUCUCCCAGGAUUCUGCUCCCGCCACUGUUGAGUGCAGCAAAGAGGACGUGGAUAAGCUGGUUGAAUCGCAAUUUAGCACCGACGUCCUGAUCCGCCACGCUGAACUGGCUCCCGUGCCUGAUACCGCUGGUUUUAUUCAGAAAGUGGAGCGGGAGCGAGAAGCCAGGGAGCGUGGUGAAGUCCGUGAUAACCGUGGUUUCUUCGCCAAAUACUGGAUGUACAUCGUACCGGUGGUUCUGCUUGUUUUCAUUUCUGGAGCCACAAACCAGGACGGUGCAAAAUAAGUAGUUUGUAUUAGUUGGUGCACUUUUGUUUGUUAGCAUUUCAUAAUUACAAUUCCUUAGCAAUUUUCCGUUAACCAAGUCAUAGCAAUUAAAGCUUAUGUAAAAUAAACCUAUUGACUCAAUUUAAUUUGAAUAUAUGUGCCUUUGGUAAGAACUUCA